AUGACUUCGGCGUGCAGCAAAAUAUAUGAUACAAAGGGCGAAAUUCACAACCAGUUGCUUAUAUGCAAGCGUUUGUUAAUUCCUUACUAUGUAGUAUAUCUUAGCACCGUGAAUCCUGGUCAAAUAUACAAGCUAAUGGAUCAAGUUUACUGUAGACAAGACGUACGAAAAUCGCGCUCCGCUAAAUUCGAGCACCAGAUCCUCCAUCUUCCGGGUACUGCGGUUCAGGUCGUCUACCUGGUGAAUUUCCGCUUCCAGGACGAACGCUCCGUAGUCCCGGCGCCUCAGAUCCUUUACCUGGAUUGGCGCUCCGUAGUUCCUGGGCUCCAGGACUGGCGCUCCGUAAUUCCUGGGCUCCAGGUAUUCUACCUGCUGAAUUUCGACUUCCAGGACGAGCGCUCCGUAGUCCCGGUGCCUCAGAUCCUUUACCUGGUGAGUCUCGAAUUUCAGAACGAGCGCUCCUUAGUUCCUGGGCUCCAGGUAUUCUACCUGGAGAAUUUCGACUUUCAGGACUGGCGCUCCGUAGUUCCUGGGCUCCAGGUAUUCUACCUGCUGAAUUUCGACUUUCAGGACCGGCGUUCCGUAGUUUUUGGGCUCCAGGUCGUGUACCUGGUAAAUUUCGUCUUUCAGGACUGGCGCUCCGUAGUUCCUGGGCUCCAGGUAUUCUACCUGCUGAAUUUCGACUUCCAGGACGAGCGCUCCGUAGUCCCGGUGCCUCAGAUCCUUUACCUGGUGAGUCUCGAAUUUCAGAACGAGCGCUCCUUAGUUCCUGGGCUCCAGGUAUUCUACCUGCUGAAUUUCGACUUUCAGGACCGGCGUUCCGUAGUUUUUGGGCUCCAGAUCGUGUACCUGGUAAAUUUCGUCUUUCAGAACUGGCGCUCCGUAGUUCUUGGGCUCCAAGUAUUCUACCUGCUGAAUUUCGACUUCCAGGCCGAGCGUUCCGUAGUCCCGGCGCCUCAGAUCCUUUACCCGUGAGUUUCGAAUUUCAGGAUGAAUGCUCUUUAGUUCCUGGACUCCAGGUGUGAGAACUUAUUAUGUCUUACUGAAUAAAUUAUGAAUACUAAUAAAUAAAUAUGAAUAAUCACAGUCAUCGUAUCCCCUUUUGGUACACCCCAACGUCAUCGUCUGUGUUAACAAGUUGAAAAAUCUCAAACGAUACACCUCUUUUGUUUUAAGGGCAUACAGACUGAGGUGAUUCGCGAUAUAUAUAUAUAUAUAUAUAUAUAUAAAUAUAUAUACAUAAUUUAUUGUGCAGUUAUAGGUUCUCAAGUAUAUUAUGACAUUGUGUCAUCCGAAUAUUUAAUGACCUAUUAAUUUUUAAUUACUCACCCAAUCGAUUUACAGAUCGUAGCAAGAGCACCAGCAUAACGGUAAUUAUCUAGUCGAAUAGAUACAUCGUGAUGGUAUAUUUUCUCAACAUUGAAUAUCCAUUUACGUCAUUAUCUAGUUUUCGCGUUUCACCAGGUAGACUAUUACGUAGACUAUAUAUUACGAUGUAUACGAGUGCGAUUAUCAGGUAGUCGGUUAAAUCUGACUAUUUUACGAAUAUAUGGUAAACCGCUGACAGUAAAGCUUAUCCAAUCGAACAUAGCGAUCGAACGAGCACAAAAAUCAUCUAUAAUUAUAGGCAUACCGACGCCGAGCGAGCUUUAGCGAGCGAGGGUUUUGCAGCUAGUAACUAUUAAAAUGACGUGGAAUAUUCGGUUUCCAAUUCCAUUUACUCACCAUAUCCCAUGCAAAUUCUACUUGCGAAAUAACAAUUCCGAAAAUCUUGUCUGCUCUCAGUAUUCAAACUUCGAGAAUUCAUACGCAUGCCUAUAAUCAGAUGUUCGAUCGCAGAUCAUAGAUUCGAAAAUAUUUAGAAACCCUAAAGAACAGCCUGAUAUGGUGUCUGAAUUCAAAUGGGGUGUGUU
Molecule: messenger RNA, 1913 nt
Organism: Neodiprion virginianus
Lineage: Eukaryota; Metazoa; Arthropoda; Insecta; Hymenoptera; Diprionidae
Exons: 6
Coding region: 1-975 (324 amino acids)
Source: RefSeq, a predicted model, not a curated record